This is a messenger RNA of Geodia barretti, 801 nucleotides long. The record is from the annotation of a GenBank genome assembly. Lineage: Eukaryota; Metazoa; Porifera; Demospongiae; Tetractinellida; Geodiidae.
AUGGUUAUCAAUCGCCCGCCCACCGUAAUGACCAUCGCCGGAUCAGAUUCCGGAGGCGGCGCAGGUAUUCAGGCCGACUUGAAAACCUUUCCGGCUUUGGGCGUUUUCGGCACAUCUACGUUGACCGCGAUAACCGCGCAAAACACCAUCGCUGUGUCCGCGGUUCACGAAAUUCCCACCGAUAUCAUCACCGCGCAAAUCGACGCGGUACUAACCGAUAUCGGAGCCGAUGCCGUCAAAACCGGCAUGCUUUCAUCCACCGCGAUCAUCGAAGCAGUGGCAGAAGCCGUCCAGCGGCAUCGUGUGCCGAUCCUCGUCGUAGACCCGGUCAUGGUUGCCAAGAGCGGCGACCGGUUGCUCAGGCAGGAAGCCAUCGGAGCCAUGCGUUCCGUCCUGCUCCCUCUGGCAACGGUCGUAACUCCCAAUAUCCCCGAAGCCGAAGAAUUGACCGGCAUCACCGUCGCUAACGACGCAGAUGCUCGCCGGGUGGCCCAGGCCAUCGUGGAUAUGGGCGCCAGUUCGGUCGUAGUCAAGGGCGGGCAUCGCGAUGGACCGCCAACCGAUCUUUUUUUCGAUGGCGAUGAGUUCCACGAGUUCACCACCAAAAGGAUCCCGACCGUCAACACCCACGGUACGGGCUGCACGUUUGCUUCCGCCAUCGCAUCUUACCUGGCUCACGGUGAGCCUGUCGCCAUCGCCAUCAGUCGGGCAAAAGACUACGUUACCGAAGCCAUUCGCGCGUCUUAUAGUAUCGGCAGCGGGCAUGGGCCGCUUCAUCAUUUCUACGCAUUUUGGAAAUAA